AUGUUUGCACUAGAUCAGAGGACGAUGUGUUCUGCAUCAGUUGUAUCUAGGAUGGCAGUGAAAAGGACAUAUUUUAAAACAGAGCCUGAACAAAUACCCCAGAGAGAAGGCGACAACGGACGGGAGUUAGCUUUCUCAAGACUUUUGGAUGCUCUUCAGAAAACUUUCCAAUUUGUAACAGGAACAGUACCAACAGAUAACAACAAGAAAAGAAAAAUAACAGAGGACGACAGCAGACAUAGUGUUGCAAAGAAACGCAAGACCGAUUUUGAAGACUGUGUGAGCAAAUCAAAUCAUGACAGAGAUAAUGACUGUUCCAUUUGUUUGGCUCCGUGGUCAGCAUGCGGGGAUCACAGACUGACCAGUCUCAGAUGUGGUCAUCUGUUUGGGCACAGCUGUAUUGUCAGAUGGAUCGAGAAUGCCCACAACUGUCCCUACUGUUGUGCUUAUGCUGAAGUCACUGACCUGAGGAACAUAUUUGCACAGAAAGUUCAGGCUGAGGAUACCACUGACAGAGACUUGGCCCUAGAACUGUUGAAGAAGGAGAGGGCAGCCAGGAAAGAGUUGAAACGGCAGCUGAACAGACAGAAGGCAGACAAUGAAAGCCUGAGACUUGAACUGGAACAGCUCAAGGGAGGCAGGUCUUCAGGCAGGACACGAUAUUGUUCUGGUGGGUUUGGUUUUAUGGCAACCUUGGCUGCUCUCAGAGAUUCUUUAGCAAAGCGUCUGUGGAGAGCAUUCAGAAGACGAUGCCGAAUAAAGCAGCCACAGUUUACCAUGUCAGAGCGCCGAAGCCAGUGUGCAAUUCCACCUGAAGAUAUAAACUUUGGAGACAACCGACCGACAGAAUGA
Messenger RNA from Candidula unifasciata, 852 nucleotides. The record is from the annotation of a GenBank genome assembly. NCBI's taxonomy places the organism in Eukaryota, Metazoa, Mollusca, Gastropoda, Stylommatophora, Geomitridae.